AUGUCGUUUAAGCACCCGACACUGAAGGGGAGUCCAGCGAAGCACUUGGCCGAGGCAUCGGCGGGCAGAGGGCCUCAUCAUAAAAAGCCGCUCAGAGGCGUGAUGGUUAGGGGGAGUGUCCUCCGGCAGAAAGGAAGCGCGCUCUCGGAGCCCGACAGGCAGCGUCUGCCCGUUGCCUUAGCAACCAGGCUGGGAGGUGCGGAGCGGGGUUUCGGGAGCGCGCGCGCUAACAGCCCAGGCUGCCGGGGACGCGGCGCGCGCCAAGGCCGGGAGGAGCGAGACCACCCGGCGACGACUCCCCAGGGAAGAAUUGUAUGUUCGCUGUUGCUGAACGCCUGCAAUUCACGGAAGCCAAUUGGUGCUGAUUUCGUAAUCGCCAUGCGGCGUCAGUGUCUAUGCACAAGACUGGCCGGCCUACCAGUUCAGCUAAAGGGCAGUGACGCUACCGCUGAAACGAGAAAAGACAAAGAGGCCUGCUUCAUAUGGGAAGGCAUAAAGGCCCCGAACCUGGGAGAAAGCAUGAUCGCUCUUCAGUGGAGACGCAAACUGAGGGAAAGUGGCGUGUGCGCUUAUUUUACAAAACGUUGUGUGUACAUCUUCGUGAAAAACAAGCGGUCUUUAUUCUGAAA
This is a messenger RNA of Hemicordylus capensis (graceful crag lizard), 629 nucleotides long. RefSeq lists its product as uncharacterized. The coding region runs from base 1 to 627 and encodes 208 amino acids. The record is from RefSeq and is a predicted model, not a curated record. Lineage: Eukaryota; Metazoa; Chordata; Lepidosauria; Squamata; Cordylidae. The transcript has 4 exons.